GAGAGGGUGGCCGAGCUUUCGGGGGUCCCCCCCGAGGACCAAAUCAAGGAGAGGGUGGCCGAGCUUUCGGGGGUCCCCCCCGAGGACCAAGUGCUGCUCCACGCCGGGACCCCCCUGGAGGAUGAGGCCGCGCUGGGGCAGAGCCCCCUCCCCGAAUUCACCACCCUGGACCUCUCCACGCGCCUGCUGGGCGGGAAGGUGCACGGCUCGCUCGCCCGCGCCGGCAAAGUGAGGGGCCAGACCCCCAAGGUGGCCAAGCAGGAGAAGAAGAAGAAGAAGACGGGGCGGGCCAAGCGGCGCAUGCAGUACAACCGGCGCUUCGUCAACGUCGUGCCCACCUUCGGCAAGAAGAAGGGGCCCAACGCCAACUCCUGAGCCCAAUAAAGGAAUCUGGGCUCAAUUCCCGCCAUUUUGGGGCGUUUUGAGCUGUUUUUGACGCUUU
Passer montanus (Eurasian tree sparrow) is the source of this 442-nucleotide messenger RNA. It is a transcript of the gene FAU, whose product is annotated as FAU ubiquitin like and ribosomal protein S30 fusion. The transcript has 5 exons. Gene Ontology annotation, cellular component: cytosolic small ribosomal subunit; ribosome. Gene Ontology annotation, molecular function: structural constituent of ribosome; protein binding. Lineage: Eukaryota; Metazoa; Chordata; Aves; Passeriformes; Passeridae. Gene Ontology annotation, biological process: translation. The annotation marks the transcript as partial. The record is from RefSeq and is a predicted model, not a curated record.